AUGGCGAGUGUCGAAGUUGUGCGUGGAAUUGCUGGCGAAUCAACCCGUGCGGACAGAAAGAGGAGUAAGAAUCGGACCAGUGUAUUCGGUGCCGGAUGGUUCGCUGGUAAGGAUCAUGAGGACAAGAAAGGCAAAGCUAUGCAAGAAGACAGUGAGACUCCACUCGGAUUCACAUCGCAUCGUGCCCCGCCAGCGUAUGUUGGAGGGAACGCGGUAUUGGUGCAGGUGUGGGAGGUUGGAUUGGAUGGGACAGAUGCCAGACUUGUGGGCGUCCCUUCUCCACAGAUCGCUGUGUCUGGACUGCCUGGCACACCAUAUGGGACCAAGGUGGCGAAGGCCCUCGAAAAAGAAAAGCUUCGCGCUCCCGCAGUUGGGUAUAUCCCUGGUCGGUCAUUCGUCGGACGAGUGCUUGAGGUAGGGUGGGAGGUACGUGAGGAGACUGUCAGGCGUGGUGAUUGGGUGGUCGGUCUCACGAGUGUGCAGAAGAGUGGCGCCUUAGCGCAGUUUGUCCUCGUUGAUCGCCACCGCAUACAUCGCGUUCCACAACCACAUAUUUUACGGAGAACCCCGUAUUCCACAGAUAACCCUGCAUCACCGCCUGCGAACGGACAUGUAACUGUCAAUGGAGAUGCUGCGGCUGGCCGCAGCGCUUCGCUUCGAUCGGGCGUGGAUGUCCUUACAGUGGAGGAAUUGGCCCUUCUUCCGCUGAGCGGCGUUCCAGCAUAUCGUGCCAUUCGCACCUUCCCCCAGGCCUCCUGGCCGGUGGGACCUGCACUCCGCCGGGGCUUGGCCCAAAGUACUCUACCACCCCUUGGCGGCGUUUUCCCAGCCGACCAGAGUGACAUGCCGGCAGCUCAUCAAAUGAGGGAUUCCCGACCGCGGGCGCUUGUGCUGAGGGCUCAUGACGGACCAGGAGCACUUGCUAUGCAAAUCCUGGUGCGCGAAGGUUGGUGUGUUUGGGCUCACGUACCAGUCCCAUUUGCAUUGCCCGGUCCUGCGUUGGAAGUUACAGGUGCACUGAGGGACGAAGAGAAAGAGAAAGAGUUUGAGAGGCAGCGAGCCGUCCUCCGGCGAAUAGAAGAGCGUUUGCGUGGGUGGGGAGUGGAUGAGCAGGGCUCGGUUGCCGCACUUCUCGCCUACCUUACACGUUGCUACGUGCGGGUAGAUGCAGUACUCGACACUGUCGGCGGGCGAGAGGUGUGGGAAGUAGGACACACGCUUUUGGCGCUACCCGUGCAAGAGUGGGAGGUGGUGGCCGAUAACCAUGGGCCUGGGACGGGGCAAACGAGGGGUGAGGGACAGGCGCAAUUUACGACGCUCGUGGGUGAUGCACCGGCCAGAGUUGUUGCGAGCGCAGGGGACAAUUUCAAAGCAGGUGUUAGGGCCCUUGGGAUCGGGGGGCCGAAGGAUUACCGCCAGGCAAACACUUUAGACUUGCAUGACCCUUUCGAUGCCUUGAGCUGCAAGGUUCGGAAUGUGAUUAAGAAGAAGAUCAAACCGAGAGCCGUGAAUUAUACCUGGGUCAGUCUCGCAUCAGACAUCGACUGGGAGGGCGAUGAUGUAUGCGAUUCGCUUCGCGAGGUACUCAAAUUAGCAGUCGAUUAUGGUGUCAGGCCAGUCGCUGACCAGGUGGAUUUCCCUUCGUCCCUGAACGCGAGUGACAAGGGAAAGAAGAAGGCGGCAUUUAUCGGUGGUGAGAGCGUUGACGAUGAAGCAAAGGUCAUUCCAUUCGAGAACACCCCGGAGUUAUUCGUACCAGGAGGAAAGCUCGAGUACGGUGGGACAGUCGUUUCCAGGAUCGCCGGGUAG
Messenger RNA from Pisolithus orientalis, 1809 nucleotides. RefSeq lists its product as uncharacterized. The coding region runs from base 1 to 1809 and encodes 602 amino acids. The record is from RefSeq and is a predicted model, not a curated record. Gene Ontology annotation, cellular component: mitochondrion. The transcript is spliced from 4 exons. NCBI's taxonomy places the organism in Eukaryota, Fungi, Basidiomycota, Agaricomycetes, Boletales, Pisolithaceae.